Cantharellus anzutake is the source of this 885-nucleotide messenger RNA. RefSeq names its product ribosomal protein S19e-domain-containing protein. NCBI's taxonomy places the organism in Eukaryota, Fungi, Basidiomycota, Agaricomycetes, Cantharellales, Hydnaceae. Gene Ontology annotation, biological process: ribosomal small subunit assembly; translation. Gene Ontology annotation, molecular function: RNA binding; structural constituent of ribosome. The record is from RefSeq and is a predicted model, not a curated record. The coding region runs from base 187 to 714 and encodes 175 amino acids. Gene Ontology annotation, cellular component: ribosome; cytosolic small ribosomal subunit. The transcript is spliced from 3 exons.
UGCCUCACACCUAGCAUUCAUUUCUCCGCUCGGUCAGCAUGCAAUGAAAGGGCCUCUCGCAUAAGGCCAAACUCUAUCCUCGAACCCAGAUGGUGAUUGAUACAUGUGACCCGGCGAUUGCCGAUUUUGAAACUGUAACAGCAGUUAGAACCAUCCCGAUAUUCCAUUCAACCUUGGGGCUCUAUCAUGGUCGGCGUUCGAGACAUCAGCGCUGCUGCAUUUAUCCAUGCCUACGCUCUACAUUUGAAACGCUCAGGGAAGCUCGAGAUUCCGAACUGGGUUGACAUUGUCAAAACUGGCCACUUCAAAGAACUGGCCCCAACUGAUCCCGAUUGGUUUUAUGUUCGUACUGCCUCCAUCGCCCGGCGCAUCUACCUCCACAAAAGUGUUGGCUCAGCUUUCCUGAAGAAAGCUUAUGGCGGCCGUAAUCGUCGUGGUUUCCGCCCACCACACCGUGCUGAGGGGUCUGGCAGUAUCCAGCGGAAGGCAUGUCAGGCUCUCGCAAAGCUUGGUGUUUUGGCAAUUAGCCGUGACGGGGCACGAAAAAUUACUCAGGACGGCGAGCGUGACUUAGAUCGGAUUGCCGCUUCGGUGCAUCAAUCUAUCAAAGCAAAAAGACCGCGCAAGAAGAAGGUAGGAAAAGGCGAGGAGGAAGGAGACAAGGAGGAAGCUGAGGAAGAUAUCGAGGAGGAGGCAGAAGAUGAUGAGGAAUAACUCACUCUUUCCUCAUUUCAUUGUCUGUUUCUCUAUUCCAUGUAAUAUGCCAUGACGCCUCAUUCCCCAAUGCACCUUCAUGCCCCAAAACUUGACCAUCUGCUUUGCCUCUUACAAUACGCUCCCCCCCUCAGGCUUACGAUUAUGAAUGAAAUUAUCUGUCAAAGCCCU